ACCUCAACAGAAGAUACUGCCCCAUUCUGAUGCCAUUUCAUGACUGAAAAAAAAUGCCUUCAUGCCAUUUGUGGUUCUCUCCCUCUCCCCCUUCAUGUGGACGCCCUCCACUCUGCUUAUCAGCGUGGGAAGACACACCAUGCAGAGAGACAGCGAGUAAAGUCACUUGUCUUUACUGCAGCAAUGGAACUGGGACACAAAACAGCCGUUGGACUCAUGACAGUGUUGGCGUGUGUGGAAGCUGCUGUGGGCUGGUGCACAGUGUCCCAGCCUCAGGAAUCCUGGGCCACCACCGGGGACUCCCUGACACUCAACUGCACCUUCCAGGUGCCAGACAAGUCUAGGGUUCGAGUGACCUGGUCUCAUAGUAAUGGAUCCCAGGCAGACCGUGUGCAGGUGUCCUCCACGUUUCGAGACAAUAGAAUAAACGUAUCAGAUGAUGGGGACCCCAAAGAGCUGGUGUACGAGGAGGUGGGACACAGUUGGUCCAAACUGACUCUAAUGAAUACUAACUUCAACAAUCAAGGGAUCUACUUCUGUGAGGUGACAGUGGAGAUCCCAACCCUGGAUAACUGCUCUGGCAAUGGAACAAACGUUAUAAUUGGUAAAAGGCAAAAAACUUCGUCUCCAGCCACAGAGGAAACUUCGUCUCCAGCCACAGAGGGCUGGGAGAUCUGGCUGGGAGUGGGAGUAGGAAUAGCUUUUCUGCUGACCGGCAUGAUGUUGGGAUUGUCCAUCUAUUGCUGGAAGAAGAGGCCCAAAGAAGAUGUGACCUAUGCCAACAUUCCACGUGCUCGUCGCCCCUUCAGUCGAGCUCAGCCCCGCAGCCAGGUACCGGACCGCAAGCGAAAUCAGGUCACCUGCCUCAACCGGUACCAGGACAAACCGUGUCAGGCCCCGAGCCCCAAGUCCCUGGAGGCCCUCACCAAGCUUGGGGGGCGGAAGCCUGUCCAGACCAGUGGCCUAAAAACAUAAGCCAGCAUCUGCUCGGGUUAAUAGUGUAUGUGUACUGAACUUUUGUAUAUAAAUAUACAUAUAUAUAAUUAUAAUUUUAUCAUUUUAAAAUUCAAUUAUUGUGAUUCUGUUUUGCUCGGUAAAGCCUAUUAAAUGAGUUAAAUGCCUUUCAGGAGUGAAUUACUUUCCAACUUGGCUAGGGCUUGUCUGUACCACUGGCAAAAGCCAUGCAAUAUCCGCGCCUUGCUGUCUCCUCAAGCUCUAGCAUUUAUUUAAAACUGUUGUUUGCAUUGAGCUUGUAGGAUGUUGCUUGCUUCUACAUGGCACUCUGCUUCGCUUCAGAGGGACUCUGCUUUGUGCACAGGUUGUGGUGCGCUUUGCCAGCUGUAGUAAAAACAGAUUCAAGAGAAGCCUUUCUUCUCAGCGCUAUUGUACUGAUCCAUUAUUUUUCCAGUUAAUCUCUUAUGUGAUGAGCAUGUGGAGAGGAGUUCUAAAUUUUUUUUUUUUGGGGGGAAGGGCAUGCAGCGCAGAUUCAGUAGCAAUAGCCAAGGGUGAGGACUCAUCCGGAUGUUGUCCGGACACCCUGGUUUUCCAGCGCUGUGUCCAGACUGCUGUUGGGUGUCCUCAUUUUAGCCCCUUUGUCCUCCUUUUCCCCUCCCCCCUUACCCACCCCCCCGGCAACAACCAGCACUACUGUCUUCUACCCUCAGUUGCACAAAUAGCAUGAAACACUCACACGCACAUACAAUGGAAGCCGGGGAUGUCUAUGUUUGCAAUUAUUGUUUUAUGUUGUUCUUGCAAGACAACGAGAUAAUUAUCUCGAAAGACAUAUCAUUCGCAGCUUCAGUAGUAUGUGUCUGAUGUAACCUCCUUUUCCGUUUUGGUCAUGUCAGUGAUCAGCUUACUACUGACACCUGGGUGCAAACUGAGACUGGCUUAAAUUAAAUUUUCUCAAAUUUAACACGGACUCCUCCAGGAUCUUCUGCACCUACAGUCCAAAGUCAUCUUUAAAUUGCCAUAUGAUUGUGUGUGUUUGCCCUGUUCUGCAGCUCCACCAGUUAACCUGUAUAGGAUAAGUGGUGAGACAAUGGCUAUGUAAGUGUGCGGAUCAGUGGGCUAAACCUCUGUGCCUAUUACUGGAAGGUCGCAAGAUUGAACUUGGCCUCAAAUACUAAUACCAUGCUACUUUGGUCAAAUCUAAUAUGUAUGGCUCAUAUUAGCUGUCCACAUGAUAAACGGUGGCAUGUUUUAAAGACUUAUAUUUUAUAUUAUAUUAACUAGCACUUUUAUUAAUAAGCUUGUGAUAUGAGUUUUAACCAAUAAAAAAUGUUCUGUGCA
Messenger RNA from Brienomyrus brachyistius, 2292 nucleotides. RefSeq lists its product as uncharacterized. The coding region runs from base 40 to 975 and encodes 311 amino acids. The record is from RefSeq and is a predicted model, not a curated record. The transcript is spliced from 6 exons. NCBI's taxonomy places the organism in Eukaryota, Metazoa, Chordata, Actinopteri, Osteoglossiformes, Mormyridae.